AUGGCCGACACAGAAGUUGACUCCAAACCACGCAAAUCCGUCGCCUUCACCGAAGGAACUACGAUUGUAGAUGAGAACGGGGAAGUCACAUUGAAGGAAGACGGACACGACGAUACUAAAGAAACGGCGCAGUCACAUUCACCUAGUACGCCGCCACUUUCUCAAGCUUUGGGCGCAUUUACUGAUCCUUUCCAAGGCAAUGGCGACGAUGCGACCGCAACCAAGGAAGAUGAUGGAUUGGGCGAUUUGUCGUUGAUGAAGAAAAAGAAGAAGAAGAGCAAGAAGGUUGAGGAGGGCGAGGAGGGAGGUGAUGAAGCUGCUGCAGAUGGUGGUCUCGAUCUCUCGACAAUGAAGAAGAAGAAGAGAAGCAAGAAGCCCAAGGAUACCGAAGAUGAUUUCACAGCCAGACUUGCAGCUGCAAAUCUCAACGACGAGGGCGAGGGUGAAAAGGCGGCAGAGGAAACCCCGGUCGAUGAUGGUGAUAUGAUCAAGGGAACAGGUAUCUGGGCGCAUGACGAGACCAAAGUAAUUUCAUACGAACAACUCCUCUCCAGAUUCUUCACCUUGCUCGCAGCCAAGAACCCAGACCACGCAUCUUCCGGUUCCAAGAGUUACAAGAUCCCUCCUCCACAAUGUCUGCGUGAAGGAAACAAGAAGACCAUCUUUGCCAAUAUCGCCGAAAUUUGCAAACGUAUGAAGAGAACUGAUGAGCACGUUACUCAAUAUCUGUUUGCUGAAUUGGGUACCAACGGUUCCGUUGAUGGUAGCAGACGUUUGGUCAUCAAGGGUCGUUUCCAACAGAAGCAAAUUGAAAACGUUUUGAGGAAAUAUAUCAUGGAAUACGUCACCUGCAAAACCUGCCGAUCCCCAGAUACCGAACUCAACAAAGGAGAGAACAGAUUGUUUUUCAUCACCUGCAAUUCUUGCGGAUCUAGACGUUCCGUCACUGCUAUCAAGACCGGUUUCUCUGCACAAGUCGGAAAGAGAAGAAGACAACAGGGUUAGAGUGUUGAGGCGAAGACUCGGGGGCGUACACGAAUUACUAGCUAGCUACUGGAUCCUCUGCGCAAGCUGGCAGGAGAAAAAAAACAGAUAUAGAGAGUACUUAGGUCGAAAGUUGGGAUUUUACUUUAUGAGCUUUCCUUUGGUGUUUUCAAUCAAGAUUUGAUAGUCAAAUGAUCAUUUGGGGUUCAAAAUUUCACAUCAGAUGUCCUGAACAAAUGGUCCUUCCAAUUUGACUACCUUUCAAUGCUCCAACCCGGAUCUGAAGAUUUUAUAACUGAUGUCUGUAUCCCGCAAGACGGGGAAGUAUAGAUAGGUAUAAUGACUGAUAAACAAACAAUUUGAAGAAUGCCAGAACAACUUGAAUUUGGAUUCUCUUUUUUAAAAUCUAGCUUGGGGGACUGUUUGUACUCUUAUUUGAAUUAGUAUGUCUUAAUGGGAAUGUCGAUGGGUUAUAUAUAUAUAGUAUAGAUUUUUAGACCCCGUAUCAAGUUAGAGAAGCUAGUUAGAAUAAAGUUUUAGGGGUCAUCGUGGGACGUGUUGAGGGAUCUCUACCCAAGAGUAGUAGUAGAGUACGCGUCGUUUAUCGCUCAAAUCACCAAUGGUUAAAGAUAAUCAACCGAUAAUGGAUAUAUAAGGGCAUUUCUUUCAUAAUUGUGUCUCGCAAGGGAGUGAGUUUAUGGUGGUUGGACGAAAGAUGCGCGGAGGGGAAGUGUGGUGUGUGUGGCAAGCUAUAUAUGGGUUAUAGAUUGGGAUGACUUUGUGAUAUAUACGUACGUCUUGGUAUUUGGGUAUGCAAUUAUGCGCCUUUGUGUUCACUA
This is a messenger RNA of Botrytis byssoidea, 1823 nucleotides long. RefSeq lists its product as uncharacterized. The coding region runs from base 1 to 1005 and encodes 334 amino acids. Lineage: Eukaryota; Fungi; Ascomycota; Leotiomycetes; Helotiales; Sclerotiniaceae. The record is from RefSeq and is a predicted model, not a curated record. The transcript has 3 exons. Gene Ontology annotation, cellular component: eukaryotic translation initiation factor 2 complex. Gene Ontology annotation, molecular function: mRNA binding; translation initiation factor binding; translation initiation factor activity. Gene Ontology annotation, biological process: translational initiation; formation of translation preinitiation complex; formation of cytoplasmic translation initiation complex.